UUAUCGGAACGGGAACGGCGCGAUUCGGACCUUCUCUCCCACAGAACGGUACAGUGGCACUUUAGUAGCAGCGGAGUUGCGUUGGUGUGCGUUUGCGAUUUGUGGUGGACAGCUCCUGGCAGUCUUGCACAUAAAUCUUGCCUAUAUUUGCCGGUCGGAGGAGACUACAGGACAGGUAGGACUGUGAGAGAGCGAGAGCGCGUGGGACGAGCGGCUCACGUCGUGAAGUGAACGAUCUGUAGAGAGAUAGCCAAGUCCACAACAACGCGCGCGGUGGACUCUCUUCUUCUCCCCGUUCCAGGUUGGGUCCGGCGGUGGCAACGACAACGACGACGGCGGCGUGACAAAACAUGCUCAUGUUGGGUGGGAGUUUGGGUGUGCGGUGAUUGUAUAGCACCAGGCAAAGCACGACGUCCUCCUAUGUUCGGUGCGCCAGUGUUUAGUCUUGGUUGUUUUAUGCUCACGUUCGCCUCAUCGUCAUCACCGUCAUCAUCGCCAUCAUCGGCAGUCAGUAGCGACGGCGGCACCAGCAGCAGCAGCAGCAGCAGCAGUGGCAGCUCAAUGGUCCCAGAAGAGAUGUGCUGUUUUGGUUGAUGAUCGUGUGUACUGGCGAAAUAGCGAGUGGAACACGGAACGGAACGUGGUGGCUUGGCGUGGAUCUUAUCCAAAGUAGCGGACAACCAGACGAGCGAGAGAGAGGACGGGUACUGCAGCAGAGUGGCCGUUCGGAUACUCCAACGACGAGUACAACGACGACGACGUGCGCUCUCCACUGGCGUUGUUGUUGCCUUCGAGUUCUCGACUCGAAAGGAGUCAUCGCGCGCGCCAACAGACGACGGUGUGAUAUAACGUUUUAGUUGGACCUAGCACAUUAGAUGCAAACGGACUGUCGCGAAGUGAGGAUGUCAUAGUAGUAGAAAGCGUAUCUCCGGAAUAGUUUGCCAUCCCGCGCGGAUACCUGGUUCAAGCUCGAGCCAACAGAGCACUCCCAAGACCCCUGGGUCCAGUCAGUGUCCGAAUACAGCUGACCCCGGAUGGGUAUCCUAUCGGAUCCAACAAUCAAAAAUCAGUGAUCUAGUAUAAAUCUACAUACCACACACCUAUCCAAGUUAAGCAUUAAUCAAAACCUACUUCAUCCAGUGCAAUUGGAAUACGGAGCUGCCGAAAUUCCGGAACCCUCAGUGAUCAAAAAUCUUCAAACAAAAACAAAAACAAGUGCGAAGAAAAAAAUGUUCUCCAGAUGCGUUUUUGUGAGAGAUAACCUUUUUGUGUAUUGUGUGAAUCCUUCCGCUGGAAUACCCGGGUUUGUAAUACGACGCCUAAUUCACCCAGCACUAGUAUAGAGAAGAAACAAAAAAUCGGACCCAGACCGGAAGACAGCAACAAAGUUUCUGAAGAGGCAAAUCGGCGUGAUUGUUUGCGUGUGAACGCUAGGGGAAAAUUUCCUGAAACUGUUUUUUUUUCGUUUCUCCAUCUCCGUGAUAGUAAGCCGCUUCCUUGAAGGAAACAGCGAAUAAAAAAACACGAAUGAUCCCGUUGAAUCUGUGAAUGAAAAACUUCCCAAGUUAAUUGAGUUGAUCAAGAAGGAACCUAACAGGAAGAUACCGAGAUAAAUUAUAAAAAAAAAUACUCCCAACCGGGUGCUGCCGCUAAUUGCUGGCAUCCCACUUCGUCCUGCUUUUGGUUCUGAGUGAGAAAAUUUAUAUAGCCAACAAACCCGGAACGAGAGUGUACUUUCGCGGGGGAAAAAGAAAGUGUGCUCCGCGCGCAUUACUACGGCCGUCGCGAAUAAAAAAAAAACUCGCGAAAAUCAGCUGGUGGUGCGAAGAAAAAUAAAAAAGUUGAAAAAUAAGUACCAAAACGACUAUCGCGAGUGCGGUUGGUUGCUCUAGUAUAGGAGCUGCCCCCGGGGGAAGCCCCAGCCGAACCGAGAUACAUCACAAGAAGAAGCGUUAAAAAAACACAAUUCUGAGUGUCUGUGUGCAUAGCAAAAAGGACGUUGUGCCCGGCCGGAGCAAGGCCGGAAAAACAACAAUCCUGCCAAAAUGAGAAUUAAAAUGCCAGCUGUUCGGAUCGCACAAGAUUCAGACACCGGAGAAUCUGAAGGCACUCAAGAUAUCCUAACAUGCGGGUCCUGUCAGAAAACGUUCGCCCUCUCCGACAUUGUGCGAUUCAUCCAGCACAAAGUGCUGCAGUGCAACAAGGAAAACUACGGCCAGUGCUACUCGCAAGCAACGGCCGGUGAUCGCGAUUCGGACGAUGGUCGACCGCUUACCCUGGCCAACUCGAGGCGACCCUCGAUAUCGGCGCCGAUCUCAGCCCGCAAAUCCAGCGGAUCCCGGGUACAUACGCCCCCACCGACAAGCCCUGCCGAAAUGCUGCGGGACGGUGCUUCCAGUACGCCCAAGCGGCUCAACGAAGAUACCGAAACCGCCUGCUCGACGCGUUGUCCCUCCAGUAGCAGCCCGCUGGGCAACAGUGCCGGCGGCAGUGGCGCUGAGGACGAAGAUCCCAGUAGCAGCAGCAACAGCAGCAGCAGCAGUAGCAACAGCAACAAACCUGCCGAACCGUCCGGUGGUGAACCACCGGCGACCGUCGAAAUCAAACAAGAACAGCCGGAGUGCGGUGAUGUGAUCAACAGCAACAACAACAACGGUGACGACCGUUCGUCUCCGGUCAACGAUGGUGAGCCGGCUCUGAAAAAGCUUCGCACCAGCGCCACCACAAUAGCAGACGCCGAGUCUGCCGGUACGGCCAGCAGCGAACCUAGCAACUAUGUCUGUAGUACGUGCAAAACCAAAUACCAUUCGGCGUGGCUACUGGUGCAACAUGUCCAGCAUGCCCACCGGGUGAUGAUCUACGAGGUUUCAUUGGUGGACGAUGAACCGGAAGUGCGGAAAGAGGAACGGGACCGGAUCGAAAGCAAACACGCGGAUACGGACGAGUGCAACCAGGCGGAAGAAGCAGAUAACGGCAACGCUUCGGCAGUAAACGAACCAGAAUCGUUGGCUCAGAGUGGAAAAUCAACCUCUAUGAAUAAUCUUAGCAGUAGUUCAAACUGUUCUAGCAAUAACACGAGCACAAGCUCACGCUCACGGGGAAGUGGACUCAAUCUACUGCAGAAUCAGUUGCAACUUCCACAGCAACAACAGCAGCAGCAGCAACAACAACAACAGCAGCCCCCUCGUGAUUCCCAGAGUCUUCCACCGCCCGGUUUACGGCAUCAUCCACUUCUCCCACCGCCGGAAAUGCACCCGAACCCAUUUGGUUUACUUCGGAUGCCACAAAAUCUGCACCCACACAGCCCGCUCUUUGGCCGCGGUCACCAUGACUUUCGCAUGGAACACCUCAUGUCCGAGCAGUUUCGCAACCAUGGUCUCAAUCUUGCAGCAGCUGCAGUCGCUGCGGCGAACCAGCUAAAAUCCCACAACCAACAGUUUAGUUCCGGCAAUCCGGUAACGGAGCGUCCACCGUCAUCGGGGAGCAUCUCCCUACCCGGCACAACCCCUGCCGGACUCGUACUUGAACCCCACAUGGAUUUUUACUCACAGCGCUUGCGGCAACUCGCGGGUACCACCAGUCCCGGGACUAAUCCCAACACCUCCAACUCUCCUAGUCCCCGCAAGCAACACUCCCCUUCCUUUGCCAGUCCAUCCCCUUCCCAGCUACCACCGACACCGUUGACCAACAACUCUCGACCUCAAAGUCUAACGCCACCGGAAAAGCACACCGAACUGGGGCUGGAGUCAGGAACAAUCACCAACACGCCCCGGUCGGCGUCGACUCCUCCGAACAAGCAGAGCCAAAGCAACGACGCAUUCCAUUCGUGCGAAUUUUGUGGUAAAAAGUUUCGCUUCCACAGCAACCUGUUGGUGCAUCGGCGAACACAUACCGAAGAACUCCCGUUCAAGUGUACCAACUGCGAUUUUUCCUGUAUGGACGAACAUAAACUGCAACAGCACAUGAAAAAGCAUGGCCACCCGAACGAAGAUGGCAUUAGCGGGCCAGAAUCGAUGGAUUCUGACAUGGAGGAAGACUCCGAUAACGAGCUGAUGGAUGCGGAAGAUAUCGACGGUGAGGACAAUGAUGAUGAUCAGGACGAGAUGCUCGGGGAAGAGGCGGAAGAUUUGAGCAUGAGUAGUACUCAAAGCCACGCCAAGAAGGACGGCCAGAUGCACAUGCCAUCGUCGCUGGUCGGUGAGUUGAUGGACAAAUUCGGACUGUCCAACAUUGCCCAGUACUCUGAGGCCUACAAACAAGCCCUACAGGAGUCGGGAAACGCGUUGAAGCUGCAGCUGACAAGUAAAGAUCGAGAUAACAACAACAGCGCCAUGGCCAUCCCUGGACUGGCGGAAAAGUUGAACGGACUUCCGUCCGCGCUACGUAUCAAAGAGGAACUAGCGAAGAACAUGCUGCAGCAUCACAACACCCAACUUCCACAAGUUCCUCUAUUCAAUCCAUUCGAGAACCCUUUCGAAGCAUCCAAACGCAUGAAGCUGGAAGGCAGCGAAAGUUGGUGGAACAUGUCCGGCUUGCACCGGAACGAUUCCCUCUUCGAGAAUCUGAAACCGGGUCGUGAUCGAGGCCCGGGCGGUCUUCUCCAACCGAUGAUGAAGAAGGAAAACAAGCUUCGCAAUGAUACCUGCGAAUUCUGCGGCAAAGUGUUCAAGAACUGCUCCAAUCUGACCGUCCACCGGCGCAGUCACACCGGUGAGAAGCCUUACAAAUGUGAACUAUGUUCCUACGCGUGUGCGCAGAGUUCCAAGCUGACAAGGCACAUGAAAACCCACGGCCGGCUCGGCAAAGACGUCUACCGGUGUCGAUUCUGUGAAAUGCCCUUCAGUGUUCCCUCGACGCUGGAGAAACACAUGCGGAAGUGCGUCGUAAACCAAGGUAAGCUGCAGCAGCAACAGCAACAACGCGAACUGCAACACCUCCAACAUCAACAGCAGCUGCAUCACCAGCAGCAGAUUGCUGCUCAGCAGCAACUAGCAGCGCAACAGAUGGCAGCAGCAGCUGCAGCUCAACAGCAACAAGCCGCUGCGGCUGCCGCCGCCGCACAGCAGCAUCAACAUCGUGAACAUCUGCAGCAACAAAUGCAGCAAUCAACACUACAACCUCCGCGAGAAAUAUCGCUACUUCCGGUGUCCCCAUCUCAGCCACCACAACUUCCUUCCGGUCUACUGCUGCCACCACUACCCGUCCCGCCAAUCGUCUCACUAGCGGAGCACCAGGAACGUACCGGUACUCCCUCGAAUGGCAGCAGCAGUCAUCCGAGCAACCCCAUUGUCAAAGAGGAAGCGGCAACGGCAUGACUUUACCCUCCCUGGAGUGGUUACGAACUGCCCCCGAAUCGAAUGAUGUCCCGGAUCUACUAGGAAAAUCGGACUGAAGGUACGAGAUCCCUUUCCCUCCUCUUUGGUAGGAAACGAUCUUCUAAGUUUGGUUCGUUUUUCCAUUCGAACGACAUUUAGGCCGAAGAUUAUAAUCUUUUGUUUUUGACGACGCAAUCCGUCGAAACAUCAAAAGCAAAGGAGAAUAAACUUCGGCUGCGAAAAAAGAGGAAUACAUUUAACGUUUUACGAAGAAAUCAGAGGCAUUAAUACCAAAGUUUAAAGCGAGAAACACAAUUAUUAGCACAAAACAGAUUUUUUAUUUCUCGAUUCUGUAAAUACUAGCACGGUAAGGACAAGAAAGGCAUUUAAUUUAGUUAAAGAAAAUGAUAAAUUAUUACUCCUGCACACUUCCGCGACAGAAAGACACCCGAGAUAUCGGUAGCGACAUGUACAUUCUCUCCCCUUUUUGUUUUAAGAAAGAAAAAAUAAAAUAUAAAUAAAAGUUUAGAGUUUUUAUGCAAAAAGUCAGUAAAGCACAUCACACUGGGCGAAAAUGUCACAUUCGAAUGACGCUCGCGCCCCCCCAUCAUUCGGCACUGUUAGCAACUGAAGGCGAUCUAGUAAGUUUUUGUUGAUACUAUUUUAUAACUCUUUGAAGUACCUUUCGCUUCGUCUCCUAAUUUGUUGUAAGAUAACUGUUUAGGCUAAUUGAAAUAUGUGACAAAUCUUUUUCACCCCAUGCGUUUCAUCUGUUCGGUUUCAUCUCUUAUUAGAACUUCUUUUCUGUUGUUUAGCGUCGUCUUUUGACCGUUUUUUCGAUUUUUUGAGGUUAUGUUUCUCCUGUUGUAUGUAAAUAAUGGUGACCCUCCCAAGUCAUUUGUAACAUAUUGCAGUAAAAAUCCAACCGCUGGCGAAUAGUUUUUCUUUAUAUCUGCUAGAUUCUACGUUAAGACUGAACUAUUUUCUCUAUGUUUUCUAGCGUAAUCUUUAUUCGAUUAUAUUUAUUGGAUCUCUUAUUGGUUAAUAAUCGGCUGCAUUCUAUAGGCACUCCCCCUGUUUCGGCAUUGUAAGGAGGAAUGUCUAUAAAAUAAGAUGAAAAAAAGGAAACACCAAACUGUUUAUCUAAUUUUAGAAGUCGCUAAAAUGCAAAAAUUUUCCAAGCAACAAUCGGUUUAAUUCUUUCGUUCUGAUUGCUCAACAUUCCGAAAAACUUUCCUGCAACACUAACGGUGAAAGACAAAGCAGCAUUUUCAAAAAAACAAACUGUAGUCACGAUACGGUUAAUUUUAACUUUAGAGACGACAGUAGAGAAAAAAACAAGAGAAAAAUCACACGAAGAUUCCUAUUAAACAUUAUGAAUUUAUGUAAAUGUACAAAUUGAACCUAAGUAUAAAACCGGUGGGAAAAAUCAUGUAAUAAAUUUAAACAAAAAAAAAAAGUAGUAAUUUAUUUGAAGUGAGGCAAAACUCGAGAAACAAUAAUAGGAAGAGAAAAAAAACAACAGCCACACGUUUGAGAGUAGACGAUAAAUGGAAACAAAGCAGAAACCGAAAAUCAUGCACAUACAGGCAUUAUACAACUCUCACAUAGACAAACACACUGAAACGCAUACUUAUUACACACAAAACUAAAAAAAACGAAUACAAUAUUUAAUCGAAGUGAAAAAUCCCAUUAUUGUAUUUAAUGCAAAUAUAGUAAAAUAACGGAAAAAAGAUCAGACAAAAUGCAAGAAAACCUAUAUUGUAUAACGAUAAUAAAAACGUACUUAAAGAAAUAAAUAAAAAAAUAUAAAUGUUUACAAAA
This is a messenger RNA of Wyeomyia smithii (pitcher-plant mosquito), 7139 nucleotides long. RefSeq names its product B-cell lymphoma/leukemia 11B (gene Cph). Gene Ontology annotation, biological process: regulation of transcription by RNA polymerase II. Bases 2046 to 5315 code for a protein of 1089 amino acids. The transcript is spliced from 5 exons. NCBI's taxonomy places the organism in Eukaryota, Metazoa, Arthropoda, Insecta, Diptera, Culicidae. Gene Ontology annotation, molecular function: RNA polymerase II cis-regulatory region sequence-specific DNA binding; DNA-binding transcription factor activity. Gene Ontology annotation, cellular component: nucleus. The record is from RefSeq and is a predicted model, not a curated record.